Molecule: messenger RNA, 3170 nt
Organism: Polistes dominula (European paper wasp)
Lineage: Eukaryota; Metazoa; Arthropoda; Insecta; Hymenoptera; Vespidae
Gene: BHD
Product: folliculin
Biological process (GO): glycerol catabolic process
Cellular component (GO): cytosol
Molecular function (GO): glycerone kinase activity
Source: RefSeq, a predicted model, not a curated record
UACUUAUUCAUUCCUUUAAAAUAUAUAUUUAAAUGUAUUAAUCGCACAUCGCGGGAAUACAUAUCGAUUGGGAGAAUCGAUCUAUCGUUUACAAAAAUAUCUGCAACUCGAAUAGAAAGAAAAAUAGGAAGAACAAUAUUAUUGUUGUGUUUUCAUUUAUUUGUCAAUUUACUAUAUCCGUAUUAGUUCGUUAAAAUUUAAAAUAGAUAAAUCUUCUAUUAUCUAUUUUUGUAAUAUGUCGUUAAACUUUUCUAACCUAUAAUACAUUUAUGUAUAAGUUAUAUAUCUACAGAGAAUUUUACUGGUUUUGAAAUUUUUUAAGUGAUAAUAAAUAAUAUACAUAUAAAUUUAUUAUUUUAUGGAUCUAUAACUUAUAUUAUUAUAAAAUGGAACGUCCAUGGAAAAAUUCUGAUGAAGAAUUAGAGAAUAGUAUUCUUAGCUUUGCCAAAGUUCAUGAUGGUUUAGUUUAUUACAAGAAGUCUAAAGCUAUUUUAAGAAGAGAUUUCAAUGAUUUAGUUGGUAAAGUUAAAUUAGUAUCUGGCGGAGCAAGUGGAAAUGAACCGGCUUUUAUUGGUUUUGUUGGGCCUGGUAUGUUGACUGCUGCAGUUUGUGGACAAAUUUUCUCAGCACCAUCAGUCGGUGCUAUAUUAAAAAUCAUUAAAGUAGUUGCCCUAGAUUAUUCUGGUGUUCUGUUAAUAGUCCUAAAUUAUCCAGGACAUCGUAUUAAUUUUGGAUUAGCCAAAUUACGUGCAGAAGGUAUGGGCGUAAAUGUGAAAAUGUUAGUUGUUGGAGAUGAUGUAUGCAUAGAAGCUAAAGCCAUAGAAAAAAGAGGUUUAGCUGGUAUAUUAUUCAUAAUUAAAAUAGCUGGUGCGAUGGCAGAAAAUGGAGAAAAUUUAGAAACUAUUUAUAAUGUAUGCAAUAGAAUUGUAAAUAGUGGAGAAAUUGCAACUAUGAGCAUAGGCAUGAAAUUACCAUUUUUUUCUGAAGAGAAUUCACGUUCAAGGAAUAAAAGUUCAAGGAACAACAGUUCUGAUGAAAGUUCUGCUGAUGAGAUGAAAACAGGAUAUGGUAUUCAUGGUGAAUUGGAUGGUCGUUCAUUAGGAAAAAGAUCCUUUGAGGAUCUUGUUUAUGUUGUAAUGGUUCGUUUAAUAUUUACAUCUAUAAGCGCACCAGAUAACGAAGAGCCACCUAGAAGGUUUCCGAUUGACCACAAUGUAGCUGUUCUGGUAAACAAUCUUGGAGCCAGCAAUCAGAUAGAAUGCAAUCUAUUUACAGCUGAAAUUCUUAAACAACUAAAAAAUUAUAAUUUAACGGCGAAAAGAGUAUAUAUAGGUCAUUUAAUGACUUCAUUGGAUUCUUUUGGUUUUCAAGUCUCAUUGUUAAAUCUUUCCAUUUAUCCUGAUCUAAUUAAAUAUCUUGAUAGUCCAACAUUAGCACCUGCUUGGCCAAAAGUAUUAACCGCUAAAAUGCUUGGAUAUGAAAAAGAUGAUUAUUCACUGCCAAAUACUCUAGAUUAUUACGAGAGUACUGUACCUUAUAUGAAGCCUAAAGGACCUAAGUUAGAUGAUAGAAGUGGAGAAGGACUUUUAACUUGUAUACUAUUUGCAUGUGAUGCAUUGAUAAGUUGUACAGAACAAUUGAAUAGAAUGGAUAGAGAAUUUGGCGAUGGCGAUUGCGGUAAAACAAUUGCUCGAGGAGCAGAUGCUAUAAAAGAUGCAAUCCAAAUGAAAAAAUUGAGGAGUACUACAAAUCCUUUUCUCAUCUUUACAGAUAUAAGCUGUAUUAUAGAAAAAGAAAUGGGCGGAGUGCAAGGAGGAUUAUAUUCCAUAUUUUUUUAUGCUGUUGCUAAGGCGUUUAGUGAAGCCGACGAUAAGAUAACAUCUCGUACAUGGUUGAAUGCAUUAACUGAAGGAAAUAAAGUUAUAUCGGAAUUUGGACAAGUAUCAUUUGGAGACAGAACAAUGCUAGAUCCUUUAAUUGCUGCACAAAAUGAAUUAUCUAGUGCAUUAGAUGCAAAAAUGCAUCCUAUUGAAGCAUUUGGACAAGCUGUUAAAGCUGCAGAAAAAUGUGCUGCUCAAACACUAAACGUACGAGCAUAUCGUAGACGAACUAAUAACUUUGUAUGCCUCCAAAAAUUUAAAAAUCCUGACCCUGGGGCACAUGCUAUUGGUAUAUGGAUGAGAGCUUCAUAUGAAGGUGUAAAAUUAAAGUUUGCUUGUCAGUGUGGAAUGGAAUGAUAUUGGAUCGGAAUCUUAUUCAUGAUAUUUCUGAGAAAUCCUAUAAAUUCAAAUAAGUUAUAUUUAGGUUUCAUAACAUCCACGAUAUACGCAUUCGCCCAUUGAUACAUACCAACAUACGUACACACAUUCAACUUAUUAUUGACAUAACGAACGUUUUAUUAUAUUUUGAAAAAUGAAUACAUGAAAUAGACAUAUAGAAUAUUAUAAUUGUCAUAAGGGCCACAAUUUGAAAACAGAGAUCCUUUGUAUUUUUACUGAAACUAUCAACUUCAUGUUUAUAAUUCUUUUGAACACAUAAUUUUAAAAAGGGAUUUUAUACGAGCAUCCAUUAAUCGAUAAUGAUUUUCUACUUAUACAGUUGCAUAAUCUUUAGGAAUAUCUCAUCUAUUAGAUAUAUCUUUAUAAUUAAUUUAAUGUGAGAUGAACAAGCACGUAUAUCUAGAUAUUUUAUCAUUUAAAUUUCUUCAAAUCGAUUGAAAUUGUAGCAAACUUUUGAUAGAUCUCGUUCUUUGAUUUUAAAAUUUAUACAUUUUAAACUUUCAUCUUUGGCAAUCACUAUAGGCACUAUACAGAGACAAUACAUCAAAUUUGUUUCUUUCGGCGUGUGUAUAACAUAUAUAUAUAUAUAUAAUUGAUGUUAGAAAAAAUACUAAUUAUACCAAGUAAUAUCAGAACACGCGAUAUUUUGUGUUUUACGUGUGGUAAUAUAUCUGUGGUCGAAUCACUUGGACUUUAAAUUUAUUUUUUAACAAAAUUUCAAAUAGUUGUUCAUUAUCAGUCUUUGCCGAUAUUAUUGCACAUGAAUCUAAAUACAUAAGCCUAUAUUAUUGGCUUUUGUCAUAUCCUUUAAAUAUAUUAUUGUAAAGCAUAUAAAUUUCGUUACAAAAUGUUUAUCUUUUUCGUCGAUAAAUAUAAUAUAUGUAUAUAUUU